This is a messenger RNA of Cuscuta campestris, 1334 nucleotides long. Lineage: Eukaryota; Viridiplantae; Streptophyta; Magnoliopsida; Solanales; Convolvulaceae. The record is from the annotation of a GenBank genome assembly.
ACUUUGUUUUUUCACUCCCCAAUGAAGGUGAUACCCACGUUUUUGGCAUAAUUAUUGAAAUAUUGAAGACAUUGAAGGGAUCAUAUUUGAGCAUAAUCUAUGUGAUUGGUCUUCUUCAAGCAACAAAAACAACAUUAGGGACUCCAUUAGUAAUUGCAUUGUUGAUCUACAAAUGGAGAAGGAGACAUUUAUCGGCUUAUGACAAAGUUGAAGAAUUCCUACAGAAACACAACAACCUUAUGCCAAUAAGGUAUUCUUACUCGGAGAUCAAGAAGAUGACUGGAGGCUUUAAAGACACAUUAGGAAAAGGAGGCUUUGGGGCAGUGUAUAAAGGAAAGCUUCGUAGUGGUAAAUUUGCUGCUAUAAAGAUGCUAGUGAAUUCAAAAGGUAACGGAGAGGAUUUCAUCAGCGAAGUUGCAACUAUUGGAAGAAUUCACCAUGUUAAUGUGGAGCAACUCAUUGGUUUUUGUGUGGAGGGAACCAAGCGUGCUCUCGUCUAUGAAUUCAUGCCAAAUGGGUCUCUUGAUAAAUACGUACUUUCUCAAGAAGGGUCGGCAUCAACAAUGACUUGGGAGAAAUUACGCCAGAUAUCCCUAGGGGUGGCUCGUGGCAUCGAGUACUUACAUCAAGGUUGCAACAUGCAAAUACUUCAUUUCGAUAUCAAGCCCCAUAACAUUCUUCUUGAUGAAAAUUUCACCCCAAAGGUCUCCGACUUCGGACUUGCAAGAUUGUACUCAACAGACAACAACAGGAUAGCAACCUUGACUGCAGUUAGAGGAACAAUCGGAUACAUGGCACCAGAGCUGUUCUAUAAGAACAUAGGACGGGUAUCCCACAUUCGACUGCAAAUAUCGAAGCCCUACAACAAUAAUCUGUACUGUCCCUUCUCCGUAUUUGGUUUACACGUUUGUCUUCUAAGUUCGGUCAUGAAGGGUGUUACCCAGAUGUUGGUUCAAACACUACCUUCUCUACGGCUCUAACCACCGUGGUGUCUCCUCCUUUUAUCUUAUCGGUUCUUCUACCAAUACCACCCCAAGUGGUGCAUUGAGAUGAACCCUAAUAACCGGCCUUCCAUGAACAAAGUGGUGGACAUGCUUGUUGGAGAUACUGAUAGCCUGCAGUUGCCUCCCAGAGCUGUUACAGAAGCUAUAGAAACACCGGUCAGCGAUGGAACAGAGACAUCAUUUGAUUAUUCCUCAGAUUCUGCCAGUUUGAUCCGGAGUUUUAACCAAGAACACUUCUCAAGUUAGUGCCAGAACUUGAACUGUGGAAACAAUCAUAUGUUAUAUAUGUGCACUCCAAUUUCCAAUUUUCAAUAAAGAGAUUUUUGAAUG